CUCACCAGGUUAAUUUGGCCCAGCAUCGUGGAAACAGUUGCCAGAAGCCUGUGCUGAAGGGUUGUCACCCCUGCCACCAUCUCUGUGUUCUACAGAAGCUCUCUAAGAACCAUGCUGCUGUUUCCAUUGUUCCCCAUACUUCUCCUGUGUGUGGUAAAAGCAAAGCCCUCAGAAAUAAAAGCCUGUGAAGAAAGCCAGAAGGCCUGUUCCGUGAUCACCUGUGGCAUCCCCGUCACUAAUGGCACCCCAGGCCGGGAUGGCCGAGACGGACCCAAGGGGGAGAAGGGAGACCCAGGUCAAGGGCUCAGAGGCUUGCAGGGGCCUCCCGGGAAGCUUGGGCCUCCAGGGAAAACAGGGAAUCCUGGACUUACAGGAAUCAAAGGCCAAAAAGGAGAAAGUGGAGACAUUUCCGUUGUCAAUAGUAAGCUGGCUAACUUAGAAAGAGAAAUAAGAAACUUGAAAUCAGAACUGGACCACAUCAAAAAGUUGCAAGACUUCUCUUUGGGCAAAAAGUCUGGGAAAAAGUUCUACGUGACGAAUGGUGAAAAGACAAUUUUUGCCAAGGUGAAGAAUCUAUGCACAGAGCUUGGGGCCACUGUGGCCACCCCCAGGAAUGCUGAGGAGAACAAAGCUAUCCAAGAGGUGGCCAAUGACAAUGUCUUUCUGGGCAUCACGGAUGAGGUGACUGAAGGCCAGUUCAUGUACGUGACAGGAGGGCAGCUGGCCUAUAGCAACUGGAAGAAAGAUGAGCCUAAUGACCACGGCACGGGGGAGGACUGUGUCCUUAUGCUGAGGGACGGGCUCUGGAAUGACAUCUCCUGCACCAAUGCCUACCUGGCAGUCUGCGAGUUCUCAGCCUGAAGCUGCUCUGGACUCUGUCCUUGGUCCUUGGCCCUUAGUCUCCUUCCUGGCUUUUGAUGGGCUUGCUGAUGCUUCAGAAGAGAAUUUGGUACUACUUUUCCCCUUGCCCAGUGUUCAGCUAUUCCUCUGUGGAGAGUAUGGAGGGGACAUAUUUAUCCUAGGGAUGAAGAAGUGAAGAGAAGCUGAUAAUGGGGUGCAGGCAUCUGGUCAGCCCGGGGGAAAGCCACACUGCUUUUGCUAGAAGCACAGUCCUGAGCCAAGGAAAAACACCUUGUAGUUAAUAAGUGCUUGAUGAAUAUUUGUUGAAUGGAUAUGUUAAAAAAAUUACAAAUGGAUGAACUGAUUGGCCCCUGAAAAGUGAGUGUGAGUGGUGUUUUUUCCAGCCAGCUGGUCUCCUGCUGCAGGACUAUUCAGGAAGGGGUGGGGCCUGGGUGGUGGGACGUGUAUAAGCAUUGGACCAUCAGGGAGGAGGUGGCAGAGCUUGAGCUCUAGACCUCUAGCACACCGAGACUGUCACAUGGCUGCGUUUUCAGUCCCACGAGGCUCUUGUCAAGGUGCUAUACUUGGGUACUAGGAGCAGAGUGUUUUUGUGAUGAACGAGUCUCUUCUUCCCGUUCAGAUCUGUUUGCCAAAGUUGUGGGAAACGGCUUAAAAUUUAGAAGCACCAAUGAAACCAUGAAUUAAAGCAAAUAGAAAAAGAUAGGCUAGAAACUCAGAAAAAAGAUGAUUCAGAUGACCAAAGAUAACCAAAGAUGACCCAAAACAGGAGUUACUGUGACCAAGCAGAAGACUUCCAUCUAAAUUUUCUUACAGCCAAGACAAAGAAGAGGGAACUGACUGGUCGCUCUGACACUUUGUUUUAUGAAAGGCAGACCUUCCCUGGGAUAAAUGUCUCCCUUCUAAUACUAUGUCUGUAGCUGUAAAAUAGCACAAGACCCAGGGUGGACCAGAGCUUCUUUGCCAGCAUUAAAGAAUGGGAGAUGCAGACUUGCAAGGCCAACUCAAGUGUUCCAUCCUCCCCCAGGUGGCUUCUGUUUGUUCCUUCUGCCACCUACCCACCAUCCCAUUUCUUCAUUACCAGCCUUACACCCUUGCAUGGCAGCUCUCCAUGCCACCCAGGCAAUGUCCUCUCUGGCUCAUAACCUCACCCCACGCCCUACCCCUCGGAGAUGCCUUGCUGAUUCCUUCUUCUUGCUUGUCCAGGGCAUGAAGACUUCUCCAUAAGCUCAAGCAUGAAUAGGACUUGUUCUCAGCACCUGACAUUCCUGCAACAACUCCUCUCUCUAAAUGUCACCCACAGCCACUAUUCUGACUUCAGUCUAGGAUUGAGACAAACUACCUACCCAGCUUCACUUUCUGAUUCUGCCAUUUAGCCUGGGAGAAAUGGAGUUAAUUGUAAAAUAAAGGAUUCCUUUUAAGCCUAUGUACAAAAGAAGAAACUGAAGUCAUAACUCUGAGCAUCCUGUGAAGGAAGCUGGUGGUCAGAAGUUUGUAGCUGGGGGUCUAGCCCUUGACCAUGCCUUUGGAGAAGAAGGCCUGGGUAGGAUCUCUGUACCACAUUAGGGCUGAAGGACAGAGAGCCAGGGGGCUGGGCGGUUCAGAGUUUCAAAGCAGGAGACUGCAGGUGGAGGUUGCCUCCCUGUGCACCAAGUGCUUUCCUAACUUUCCCUGUUUGUACCUCAGUCUUCAUUGAGGCUUCACUCUGAAAGCUGUAUGAAUCAAUGACUGCACGUGAAGACCGACUGUGGACCCACUGCAGAAGCAUAACUGCAUAAUUUGAAGACGAGCUUCAAUUUUUAUUGCCUGUCAGUAGUGUGCAAGCUAAUUGUGGGCUAAGUAUGUAUCAGCCAUUUGUGAACCCUAUAGAAAGCCAGGCUGGGGAAGUUGGAAGGGCAAGUUAUAGAGUUGGGGACUUUGGUUUAAGUUAGUGUGUGAAUCAGUGAAUCAAGGUUCUCCUAUGGACAUAGCCAAGGUGCCUGUCACUCAUCUUGUGUCACACAGCAGAAAUAUCUACCAAAUCUUGAUCCUGGAAUCCCAGAGCUUUA
This is a messenger RNA of Fukomys damarensis (Damara mole-rat), 2906 nucleotides long. Its product is annotated as mannose-binding protein A-like. The record is from RefSeq and is a predicted model, not a curated record. Gene Ontology annotation, biological process: positive regulation of phagocytosis; surfactant homeostasis. Gene Ontology annotation, cellular component: rough endoplasmic reticulum; multivesicular body. Bases 112 to 861 code for a protein of 249 amino acids. The transcript is spliced from 5 exons. NCBI's taxonomy places the organism in Eukaryota, Metazoa, Chordata, Mammalia, Rodentia, Bathyergidae.